Molecule: messenger RNA, 1005 nt
Organism: Arctia plantaginis
Lineage: Eukaryota; Metazoa; Arthropoda; Insecta; Lepidoptera; Erebidae
Source: the annotation of a GenBank genome assembly
AUGCCACCUCAAGUGGACCCUACUCCGAGUGGAGUGCUCUUCGAGUCAGAUACACAAACUUCAGACCUUGGUCUAGCCAAAGAUGUGUCAGUUCUUAAACACGCAAGUCCUAGAAAGCACGAAUAUGUUUGGUUCAAUAUAUCCUGGUUCCUCUUUUUGCAUAUUAGCUCGUUGUACGGAUUGUACUUAGUCUUCACUUCUGCUAAAUGGCAAACUAACGUAUUUGCAUUCGCUGUCCACUUAAUGUGUGCCAUUGGAAUUGGCGCAGGAUCUCACCGAUUAUGGACACAUAGAAGUUUCAAAGCACGAACUCCACUACGAAUAGUCUUAAUGAUCUGGCAAACGAUGGGCUUCCAGGACUGUAUAUUCGAAUGGGCACGAGACCACCGCACGCACCACAAAUACGCAGAUACUGAUGCAGACCCACACAAUGCUGAACGUGGGCUAUUCUUCUCUCACAUGGGUUGGUUAUGCUGCAAGAAGAGUCCUGAAGUCAUUGAAGGAGGAAAAAGGAUUGAUUUGACAGAUUUGUAUGCUGACCCUGUUGUUAUGUUUCAAAGGAAACACUACUUAAAGAUGAUGCCCCUGCUAUGUUUCGUUCUGCCCACUGUAGUGCCAGUGUACUUCUGGAACGAAACUUGGGUAAACGCCUUCUUCAUACCGACGAUACUACGAUCACUGAACCCUCGGGAAAACAUCGGUGUCUGGAUGAUCUGCGUAGAGGGCUUCCAUAACUACCACCACACUUUCCCCUGGGACUACAGGGCGACAGAACUACCCCUGUAUAAUAUGCUUACGCCCACUAUCAUGUUCAUUGACCUCAUGGCCAAGAUAGGCCAAGCGUAUGAUUUAAAAUAUGUAUCUCCGGAAAUCAUAAAGCAACGUUCACAGCGCACCGGGGAUGGAACACAUCAUCUCUGGGGAUGGGACGACCCUGAGUUCACAGAGAAACUGAAAGAGAAAUACGGUGCGGUCAGCCACAGUGAGGGCAGAAAACAAGCAUGA